AUGCACUUGAUAAAGCUCACCAUUCUAGCUUCCCUUGCCACGGUUGCCUUCAGCCACUGUGUCCUAAACGUCAACGAUUGCCCUGCCGGUACCCAUGCCGAGAACGAGCCCGAAAUCUGCCGGGAUAUGGGUUACCCUCCUCAGUACCAUCUGCUCUGUGUGGGCGGCGACCCAGCCCCCCUUGCCAGAGUCGCCUCCCGCGUUGGCUGUGUUCGAUCUCCUGACCAGUGUCCAAGUGGAACCCAUGCCGAGAACGAACCCGAAAUCUGCAGGGAUAUGGGCUACCCUCCUCAGUACCAUCUUCUCUGCGUGUAUGGCGUUAAAGCUCGCCUCGGAUCCCUCGAUCGCUGGUUGCCCCGAGGCUCUAGUCGUCAAUCGUCGCUCCGCGAGUCCAUCGUUGACUUCAGGAAAACCUAA
Linnemannia hyalina is the source of this 417-nucleotide messenger RNA. The record is from the annotation of a GenBank genome assembly. NCBI's taxonomy places the organism in Eukaryota, Fungi, Mortierellomycota, Mortierellomycetes, Mortierellales, Mortierellaceae.